Molecule: messenger RNA, 1687 nt
Organism: Triticum urartu
Lineage: Eukaryota; Viridiplantae; Streptophyta; Magnoliopsida; Poales; Poaceae
Source: RefSeq, a predicted model, not a curated record
UUUCUCUUAAGGUUUAUCUAUGGAGUUAUGCAUAUACUUACCAAAGCUGCUUUUAACGAAGGUACAAGUACAUACGUUCUUAAUUUCUACAGGCAUGCAAUAGCCACAAUGUUCUUACUGCCCAUUGCUUUUGCGAUUGAAAGGUAUGCAGAAUUUUGGCUUCUUAGUUACCUAGAUCUGGAUGCCAUCUAGGAAGCAUGCACUGAGAUUUAUUUUGCAGGAAAACUGCCCCACAAAUGUCAUACAAAGUCUGUCUGAAGCUAUUUGUGCAUGCAUUAUAUGGGAUGUCUGCUCCUUUUAACAUAUCAUGUGUUGGCCUCAAAUAUGCUUCAGCAGCUUCUGCUUCUGCAGUAAUCAAUCUCCUGCCAGUUUUAACUUUUAUUUUGGCUCUUCUGUUGGGAAUGGAGUCUUUGCAAAUAAAGCGCUUCCAUGGGAUUAUGAAAGUUUCUGGUAUAGUUCUUUGUGCGGCUGGUGUUACUGUACUAACGUUAUACCAAGGACCAGAGCUCAAAUCUGUUGUCCAUUACCAUCUUUUUCACCACGCGAGUCAAGUUGAUACUCAUCCCUCAAGGAGCUGGAUAUUGGGAAUUCUCCUGCAGUCUCUUGCGACUGUAUUGUUUGCUCUUUGGACAGUGUUUCAGGGCCCAUUGCUGGAGGAGUAUCCAUCCAUACUGCUUAACACUAGCCUUCAGCUUGUCUUUGCGACUGUUCAAUCUUUUUUUAUGGCUCUAGUGAUGGAGAGAGACUUUUCAAGAUGGAAGCUGAGCUUGGAUGUAGGGCUUGUCGCUAUCGUCUAUUGUGGUGUAUUUGUUUCCGCAUUGGUAAAUUACCUGCAAAUCUGGGUAAUCGGCAGGUGCGGCCCAGUAUUCCUGUCCAUGACAGUGCCCCUAACUUUGGUUAUCACGGUCAUUCUGUCACUACUCAUAGGAGAACCGGUCAGCCUUGGAAGUGUAAUUAGUGGAGCGCUGAUGGUUGGUGGUCUGUACAAUGUUCUCUGGGGGAAGAGUAUAGAGCAAGUAGCUCUCUGCAAGCAAGGAGGUAGCAGAGAAAACGGAUCAUGCUUCGAUUUGGAGGAACAAGAAAGCGGUGCACCAGUUCCAGCAGCGCAUGAUUCAAUCAAGCCAGUGCCUGAUUCGAAAGAGAGGACUGAUGCACCCAAAUGACACAGUGAGCAGCAAACGUUGUUAGGUGCAGAAGCUUUUGCCUUGGAUCUGCCCACCAAAAGCAGCAAACGUUCUUAAUAUUCACAUAUCUGUAAUACUCCCUCCAUUUUUAUUUACUCCGCACAUUAGCUUUGACCAAAGUCAAAUUUUAUAAGGUUUGACCAAGUUUAUAGAAAAUAAAAACUUUCAUAAUAAUAAAUAUAUAUAUAUUAAAUGUUAAUUCUAAUGGUCCCUCUCUCUCAGUUUACUGGGCGUGCGCGUACCCCUGGGUCGUCAAUUUGACCAACCUAAUACAAGUCAUAUAUUACAAAAAAUAUACCAAUAUAAACUUCAGAUAUUUUAUUUUCAAACGGUAUAAUUUUUGUGUUAUGUAGUUUAUAUUAGAGUGAUAAAAUUGGCAACCUAGGUAUACAUGCAGGACUUGUAAACUGAAACAGAGGGAGUAUUGAUUUGGUAUUGUGGAUUAAUAACUGUUUGUAUAAAUUUGAUCAAAGUUCACAAAGUUUGACUUGAGACAAAGCUAA